CCCUUCUUCAUCUUCUUCCUCGACUCCUUGUUAACCCCUCUCUCGUGCUGAAGCCGCUGGCAUCUUCAUCCCCGUGAACUCAAAUCCCACAAGUUUCUCUAAUUCCCCCACAACGACGGCAUCGACUGCGUCAUUUCAUCCUCUUGCUCAACCGACUGUCCUCUCAUUGCUCCAUAUAUAAACCUAUAUCCCCAAAUGUUACCCUGAUCGCCGCCUUCACUGCUGGCUUCACCAGAUUGUCCAGGUCGGGAGGUGGCUAAAUCACGAGGCCAGAUUGCCAGCUCCAGAGAUGCGGUGCAGAUCACGGUGUCCAAUGUUGUGUUUUAGAGUGAUCCCUAUGCAAAGAUCUCUCAUCGGUUGAAUUGCCUCAAUUUGGUGCGCAAGAGUGACAACUUUUUGCCUUCACCACCUUCUAAAUACUGCAAUCAUUUAUAUGGAAAGGAAAAGUAUUUGCAAAGGGUUUUUUGGGCCCCUUUUCCAAUGAAAAAGAAAUUUUACAAAGAGAAGCUAAUACAAGGUCUAUUUCCUGGUGGGGUGCCAAUGUAACAGGAUAACUUGAUGAAUUUGAUAUUUGUUUGUGGUAGCCAUUCUAAAGUCUUGCAUGCCUGGGGGUGAGAUUUUAGGCAGGUACAAGUGGAAGUAGACGGCCAGGCUGCUAUCCAACUGCUGACUAGGAAUGACAAUAGGUUGGAUUAUACACUAUACUUUCAGUCCUUGUUUUUCCUUUUCUCUUGUAUUUUAAUCGAUUGCCUCGCUAAAUUUCAAGAUGACCAUGUUGAUUACUGAAAAAGUGAAAGGGUUGUUUGUUUAAUAUUGUUUUCCAUGAAUAGUCUCAUAUGCGCUCCAAUUGACAUUAUUUCCAUUUUUUGCAAGCAUGCUAGUCAUAAUUUGCAAGUCAUGUUCUUCGUUUAUAUAGAAGAAAAGAUAGACUUAACUUGCCUGUGUGAUUAUGAGUUCCAGGCUUCCAGCAAUUUUAUCCUCGUGGUCCUUGGUUUGCAAGUCCAUAACAGUUAAUUUGCUAGCGAGAUUCCUCAAUUUAAAAAAGAAAAGGGGUUGUGUAACUUGCUAAAGUUACUAUGGUUUGAUACUCAGAUUUCCUUAUUCGCAACUUUAUUACCAUUAAUUUGCAAGUGAUAGUCAUCUAUUUAUAAAGGAAAAGAGACAUUUUUUAAUCAUGUGAACAUAAUAUUCUUUUAUCUAACUUAUUCUCAGUAUUCUGUCAGCAGGCCCAAUAUUUUAGUCUUUCACUAUGCUGUCCAUUUUAGAGUUAAUACGGAAGCAACAUUGGUCAGAGGUCAAAACACAUCUUCGAGUCACUCAACCUACGAUACUUCUUGAGCAAUUGCUUAGUGCAGGAGUUGAUUCAGAGCUUGUUCUUAGGUUCUAUAAAUGGUCUGAGAGAGAGUUCAAACCUUCAUAUGGUCUUGAAACCACUGGCAAAGUUUUACUUUCUUUAUUGAAUGCCAAAAAGUACUCUACAGUGAGGUCCUUUCUGGAUGGUUUUGUGAAGAAUGAAAAGCAUCCAGUUUUCUCGAUUUUUCAUUCCAUUUUGGUUUGCAGUGAUCGAACUCAUGCCAAUGCUAUAAUAAUUGAUAUGUUGAUCCUUGCAUAUGUGAGAAACUCGGAACUCCAUUCUGCUUGUGAAGCAUUCAUGCGAGCUCAAGAUUAUGGCUUUAAUUUAUCAUUGAAUUCUUGCAAUCCGCUAUUGAGUGCUUUGGUGCAGGAGAAUAAAUUUGGCGAUGUGGAACAAGUGUACAAGACAAUGAUCAAAAGGCGGAUUAAGCCUAAUCUGACCACAUUUAACAUUUUCAUUAAUGGCCUCUGCAAAGCUGGGAAGUUGAAUAAGGCAGGGGAUGUUAUUGAAGACAUCAAGGCUUGGGGAUUCUCCCCAAAUGUUGUUACUUAUAAUACUCUUAUUGACGGAUACUGUAAGAAGGGCAAGGCUGGAAGAAUGUACAAGGUUCAAGCUAUUUUGAAGGAAAUGCUGGCUAAUAAAGUUUGUGCCAAUGAGAUUACCUUCAAUACUAUUAUUGAUGGUUUUUGUAAGGAUGAAAAUGCAAUGGCUGCAACGAAGGCUUUUGAAGAAAUGCUGAGACAAGGAUUAAAACCCACUUUAGUUACAUACAACUCAUUGAUAAAUGGCCUUUGUAAUAAUGGGAAGCUAGAAGAGGCAAUUGCUUUGUGGGAUGAAAUGGCAGGCUUAGGUUUAAAGCCCAAUAUUAUUACUUAUAAUGCUCUUAUUAAUGGGUGUUGUAAGAAGAAGAUGAUAAAGGAAGCAACAAAGUUCUUUGAUGAUAUAACUAUUCAAGCGUUGGUUCCCAGUGCUGUAACAUUCAAUACGCUAAUUGAUGCUUACUGUAAGGAAGGAAUGAUGGAGGCGGCAUUUGCACUGCAUAGGUCAAUGCUAGAUGAAGGAGUUUUCCCAAAUGUUUCAAGCUAUAAUUGCUUAAUUGCAGGUUUAUGUAAAAAAGGAAAUAUGAUAGCAGCCAAGGAGCUUUUAAGUGAAAUGGAGGAUAAUGGCUUGAGAGCUGAUAUAGUGACAUAUAACAUAUUAAUAGAUGGAUGGUGUAAGGUGGGGGAAUCAAGAAAGGCAGAAAAGUUAUUAAAUGAAAUGUUUUAUGUGGGUGUGAUACCUAAUCAUAUAACAUAUAAUACUUUGAUGGAUGGCUAUUGCAUGCAGGGGAAUCUCAGGGCAGCAUUGAAUGUGAGGACUCGGAUGGAGAGAGAAGGUAAGCGAGCAAAUGUUGUUACAUACAACGUGUUACUUAAAGGAUUCUGUAAAAUAUUGAAGAUGGAGGCAGCUAAUGGACUUCUUAAUGAGAUGUUAGAAAGGGGUCUGACCCCAAAUCGGACUACCUAUGAUAUUGUUAGAGUUGAAAUGAUGGAGAAAGGUUUUAUUCCAAAUAUAGAAGGGCAUCUAUAUAAUAUCUCCGGCAUGACUUAGCAUGAGCAUGAGGUGUUAAAUGGAUUUCCAUGAUUGAUGUGCAAUUUGCUGUGGAGGAUUGAGAUUUCACAAAAGAGCGCCAGAAAAAUUGAGAAGUUUUCUGGUUGGCAGCUACUGUUGCUGGGAAAAUUCAUCAAAAGAAUCAUAUUCUUAUUGCUGGCAUCUUGUGGAGUUGGCCAUAGGCAUCAAAAUUAGGGAAGCUGUUAUAUGUUGCAUGUAAUUACGUCUAGUUUUUAAAUUAAUUGAGAAAAGCGUCAACGCUAUAAGAAUGAUCGCUUUUAGCUUCAAGUUCAGCAAGCUUUACCGUCUCGGGGUAAUUUAUCGCUCAACUUUCAUGAGUUACAAUUUUAGUUUUGAAUAUUUUAAUAACUGCGCUGCGGCGUUCAUGCGGGCAUCCUCUAUUGUUUAUUUUGCUAGUGACUCAUGGUUGUAAUGGCUAUUAAAUUUGGUGGCUGUUGUGUGUAUAUUAUCUUUUCGGAAUUCUAUGUCAAAAUUUUUUCAAACUAUUUUAUUUUUGGUUUAUU
This is a messenger RNA of Neltuma alba, 3468 nucleotides long. Its product is annotated as pentatricopeptide repeat-containing protein At1g09820. The coding region runs from base 1250 to 2944 and encodes 564 amino acids. The record is from RefSeq and is a predicted model, not a curated record. Gene Ontology annotation, molecular function: protein binding. Lineage: Eukaryota; Viridiplantae; Streptophyta; Magnoliopsida; Fabales; Fabaceae. The transcript has a single exon.